Saccostrea echinata is the source of this 1151-nucleotide messenger RNA. Its product is annotated as chymotrypsinogen B-like. Gene Ontology annotation, molecular function: serine-type endopeptidase activity. Lineage: Eukaryota; Metazoa; Mollusca; Bivalvia; Ostreida; Ostreidae. The record is from RefSeq and is a predicted model, not a curated record. The coding region runs from base 1 to 852 and encodes 283 amino acids. The transcript is spliced from 6 exons. Gene Ontology annotation, biological process: proteolysis.
AUGACGAAAAAUAACUUGGAUACCCUGAGAAUUGGAUUGUUUAUAAAUUUUCCACGCUUGUUUGUUCUAAUAGGAGCAUCAGGGAAAGGUAAUCCAUGGAGGCAUCCCCUCCUCUCACUUCAAUCUUCGACUCCACCCCCGAGACAACGCAUAAUUGGAGGAUCCACCUCCAUACCACAUUACUGGCCAUUCAUGGCCUCACUUCAAACCCACGACGGAUUCCACUUCUGUGGUGGGGUUCUGGUGGAGACCAAAUGGAUUCUCACAGCGGCUCACUGUUUGGACGGACAGAGUGCUCAGUCCUUCAGGAUUGUGAUGGGUGAGCACGACCUUUCAACAAAUGAAGGAACAGAACAAUUCAGGAAUAUCACCUCCAUACACAUGAAUCCCUUCUACAACAUCCAACAUUCAGACUUUAACUUUUACCUUCCUAACGACGCUGCUCUACUGGAACUGAGUCAACCCGUGACUGAGAAUCCGAACGUCAGAGUCGCUCUGCUACCGACAAAAUGCGACGACUUCACCGGACAGGACUGCUUCGUCAUAGGGUGGGGAAAGACACGGGAUACAGAGCAUUCCAAUCUUCUACAACAAACCACAAUGACAGUCAUUGCAACCAACCUGUGCAGCGCCACCUGGGGGAGCUAUGUUUACUAUGACAGUCUGUGCGUCAUCAGCUAUGGCAGUACACCAUGCUCUGGUGACAGUGGUGGACCUCUGAUCUGCCUUGACCGUUCACAGUAUGUAAUAGCUGGAGUGUCCUCCUGGGGUGACGUGGAUUGUGGGUACCACCCUUCUAUCUACACCAAAGUCUCUGAGGUCCUCUCCUGGAUCCAUGACAUUGCCAAGUAAAUUCUGUGUAACAACACAUGCAAAUGGACUUGUAAGAGAUGUAUUUCUUACCAUAAAAAAAAUACAGAUUUGCAAACAAUUAAUACCUGUAUCAGUAUACAUGUAUAUCAAAAAUAUUAGAGUGUUAAGAGAUCACCAUAUUCACCCACUCAAUUUACACUCUAUGGUACAUCAAUCAAUUCUGACAUAUUACAAAACACUUCCUAAUAUUUAUCACUGAGUCCCUCUGUCUUUUAUUUCAAUAUUUCUUUCAAAUAAAUUUGGUUAUUCCAGGGGAAGUUGGUCAAUUUCCCAUGUGU